AACAAAACAAAGGCGCCAGUCGCGUUAACUUCGGGAGGUUACUCUAUGAGUUAAACCUCGAGCCACAUUUACUGUAGCCUACAUUAGACAAUAAUGUGUUCAGCUGAGUCUUUGAGAGAGUUUGUCAACGAGCGACUAACUGCUGCUGCUGAAGAAAUAUUGGGAGUUUUUCAAAGAACCAUCGUCAAGUACGAGGAAGAGAUCGAUCGUCAGCGCAGACUGUUGGAUAUCGUGUUGAAGCCUGAACUAAAGUUACACAGGACAGAGCUCCCACAGCAACAUGUGUGUAAGGAGGAGGAGGUUGUCCCUGAGCAGCAGCUCUGUAUUGAGGAGAGGAAGUCCAGUGUGGACCAAGAGCACCCAGAGUCUCCACACAUUAAAGAGGAAGAGGAGGAAGUGUGCAGCAGUCAGGAGGGAGAGCAGCUUGUACUGAAGCAGGAGACUGAUGGCUUUAUGUUGACUCCUGCUGAUGAGCAAAGUGAGCACAGUGAAGAUCAGACUCUGGACUUCAUUCAUGACGACACUCAAAGUGCAGCAGACAAAGAGUCUGUCGUCAUCAUACCAGUUAUAAGCUCUGUGAUACCAAGCAGUGACCACCAGCUGCUCUCUCACAACUCUCAUGUAGCUGAGAGCCAAGAUGAGGAAGAAUACCUGCAUGGAGACUCAGGAUCAACUAGAAACACAGAGCUUGAAGCAGAGAAAAGACAUCAUGAAAGUGAAAUUAACAGUAAGAGUCCACACACCUCUGCUGUGAUCAACUUAAAUACAGGUAAAAAGCCUUUAGAAUGUGACGUAUGUGGGAAAAUUUUUGAGUGCAAGUCAAAAUUGCAUAGACACCUGAAAAGCCACACAGGUGAGAAGCCACAUACUUGUAAAGUAUGUGGGAGAGCUUUCAGACAUAAUAGUGUCUUGUUAGUCCACAUGAGGACUCACACAGGUGAGAAGCCGUAUACUUGUAAAGUAUGUGGGAGAGCUUUCGGACGUAAUGGUGACUUGUUAGUCCACAUGAGGACUCACACAGGUGAGAAGCCGUAUACUUGUAACGUAUGUGGGAAAGCUUUCGGACGUAAUGGUGACUUGUUAGUCCACAUGAGGACUCACACAGGUGAGAAGCCACAUACUUGUAACGUAUGUGGGAGAGCUUUCGGACGUAAUGGUGACUUGUUAGUCCACAUGAGGACUCACACAGGUGAGAAGCCACAUACUUGUAACGUAUGUGGGAGAGCUUACGGACGUAAUGGCGACUUGAAAGUCCACAUGAGAAUCCACACAGGUGAGAAGCCCUACCUUUGCAAGACCUGCGGGAAAAGAUUCAGUGACGUAUCAGUAUUGAGAAGGCAUUGUGGAAUCCACACAGGUGAGAAGCCGUAUACUUGUAAAGUAUGUGGGAGUGCUUUCAGACUUAAUUCUUACUUGAAAGUCCACAUGAGGACUCAUUCAGAUGAGAAGCCGUAUAAUUGUAACGUAUGUGGGAGAGCUUUCAGACGUAAUGGCGACUUGAAAGUCCACAUGAAAAUCCACACAGAUGAGAGGCCGUGCCUUUGCAAGACCUGCGGGAAAAGAUUCAGGAAUGUCUCUGUAUUGACAAAGCACAUGAGACUCCACACAGUGCUGAGCAGCCUGACAUCCUUCAUAUCCAGCAGUCAAGAUAUCCUGUUCCAGAUUUUACAAGUACACGCCAGAGUCAUACAGCAAGUUGAGUUUUACUGA
This is a messenger RNA of Epinephelus fuscoguttatus (brown-marbled grouper), 1710 nucleotides long. Its product is annotated as gastrula zinc finger protein XlCGF57.1-like. Lineage: Eukaryota; Metazoa; Chordata; Actinopteri; Perciformes; Serranidae. The record is from RefSeq and is a predicted model, not a curated record. The transcript has 7 exons. The coding region runs from base 94 to 1710 and encodes 538 amino acids.